AUGCUCACAUGCGACCUUCUUACUGGACAAUUUAAGCGCCUCGUCAUGCAAGGCGAUGUUGCGGACAACGGACUUUUUGAGCGAUGCGGCGUUUCUUGGCCGGAUCCUUCGACAGACGUCACCCGCUGCGACAGAUUGCGGCACGGGAAACAAUAUAUACAUGCAGGUAAAGAUCCUGUUGGAUUCCCCGACACAUCCUCCACGUUUCCCGAGAUCUACAACCAACAGGAACAACAAACAAUUGAAGAUCCCAAAGCAGAAUUCGCAAUGGUCUCACUCAAGAACAUGCAAGCGGCCAAUGAGGCUCUGCCUCGCCGAAGCAUCACAGCAGUCUUCGUAGGCGCAACAUCUGGCAUCGGACUGGGAGCAAUCGAAUCAACGCUGAAGCACACCAAAGCAUCGAAGCUCUACAUAAUAGGUCGUUCACGCUCCAAAUUCCAGGAAACACUCACACGCCUGGAAGAGAUUGACACGUUUGCGAGCCUAACCUUCGUCGAAGCACAGGUGUCGUCGUUGAAAGAGGUCGACCGCGUGGUCAGCAUUGUCGAGCAGCAAGAGUCCUACCUCGACAUAUUAUGGCUCUCACAAGGCGGUCUGGAUGCCUCAGCAUACACUCUCAACGACGAAGGAAUACUACCAAGUUUCGCAAUCACAUACUACUCCCGCAUGCUGUUCAUGCACCGCCUCGCACCACUAUUACGGAACUCGCCCGACCAAGGAAUAAUAUCCGUUCUCUCCGCCGGCGAAGAAGGCAAAAUCAACACUUCCGAUCUGGGCAUACAAGAUCCCAAAAACUACGGCUUCAUCAGCGCAACAAAGCAGUGCGUCACCAUGAUGAGUCUAGCCAUGCACGAGAUGUCCCUCAAAGAACCCAACAUCAGCUUCAUGCAUACAUUCCCCGGAGCAGUGAAGACCAACGUCCACGACAAGUGGGCACGAACCUUUACUGGAGCAUGGACGCCGGUCGGAUGGGCUGUCGAUUGGGUUAUGACACCUGCUCUGCACUUGUUCUCAAUGACAGCCGAGGUCGCGGGAGAGAUUGGGUUCUAUGAGAUGACGAGCAAGAGGUUUGCGGCCUCGAAAGAUCAGAACUCGUUCCGGGUGUGGGAUAAUGCGGAGGAGACGUGCGGAUGUGAGGAGCUGCUGAUGCAUUAUCGGUAUGAUGGGACGGCGAAGAAGUUGUGGAAGCAUACGAUGGAGGCUUUUGAUAAGGCGCUGCAAGGAUGA
Fulvia fulva is the source of this 1227-nucleotide messenger RNA. Its product is annotated as Oxidoreductase. The transcript has a single exon. The record is from RefSeq and is a predicted model, not a curated record. NCBI's taxonomy places the organism in Eukaryota, Fungi, Ascomycota, Dothideomycetes, Mycosphaerellales, Mycosphaerellaceae. The coding region runs from base 1 to 1227 and encodes 408 amino acids. Gene Ontology annotation, biological process: secondary metabolic process.